This is a messenger RNA of Phaedon cochleariae (mustard beetle), 1325 nucleotides long. The record is from the annotation of a GenBank genome assembly. Lineage: Eukaryota; Metazoa; Arthropoda; Insecta; Coleoptera; Chrysomelidae.
GCUCCACUAUGUCCGUGAUGGGGGAGCCCAACUACGGGGCGUGGGUGGCCCAAAGGGGGGCAGGUUUCGGCGGCAACCUCACCAUCGUGGACGUAGUGCUGCCCGACAUGCUCCACAUGGUCGACGCGUACUGGUAUCAGUUCCCCCCUAUCACCCCCCUGUGGCACGGCAUCCUCGGGUUCAUGAUGGUCGUCUUGGGCAUCAUUUCUGUCGUCGGAAACGGCAUGGUCAUCUACAUAUUCUGCUCGACGAAGAGCCUCAGGACGCCCUCUAACUUCCUGGUCGUUAAUUUGGCCUUUUCCGAUUUCUGUAUGAUGGUGACGAUGGCUCCUCCAACGAUUCUCAACUGUUACUAUCAAACUUGGGUAUUAGGAUCGCUAUUCUGUGAAAUUUACGGCAUGUUCGGAUCAAUCUUCGGAUGUGGCUCAAUAUGGACCAUGGUCUUCAUCGCUAUGGACCGUUACAACGUCAUCGUCAAAGGUUUGAGCGCCAAGCCAUUGACCAAAACGACCGUCCUCUUCUGGAUAUUCUUGAUAUGGGGCAUGGCCUCUAUCUGGACAGCUGCACCUCUGUUUGGAUGGAAUCGGUAUGUACCGGAAGGCAGUUUGACUGCUUGUGGAACUGACUAUCUAAGCGGAAAUACAAUGGACAUCAGCUAUCUCAUCGUUUACGGAUCGUUUUGUUAUGUCCUCCCACUUUUGUCUAUCAGCUACUUCUAUUUCUUCAUUGUACGGACAGUAGCAGCCCAUGAAAAGUCAAUGAGAGAUCAAGCCAAGAAGAUGAACGUCGCAUCCCUCCGUUCCUCAGAAAACGCAGCGAAGAGCUCCGAAUACAAACUGGCAAAGAUCGCUCUGAUGACCAUCACUCUGUGGUUCAUGGCGUGGACGCCCUAUAUGGCCACCAACUUAGCCGGCAUCCUCGGCAGCACGAAGAUCAACCCUCUGAGCGGCAUCUGGUGCUCGAUUCUCGCCAAGGCUAAUGCUGUUUACAACCCCAUCGUAUAUGCAAUAAGCCAUCCUAGAUACAGGCUGGCACUCGAAAAGAAGUUUCCAUCGCUGGUAUGCGGAGCUGUACACGAUGACACCGUAUCAACAGCUACAGGAGUUACGAAUUGUAUUGAGGAUGACAAGACUACUACGAUAUAAAUGCUACUGUACCAUUCUGAACUUGAUUUUUUUAUCUGCAAAGCUGUGACUUGGACUUUAUGAAUUUUUAAUAUACCUCUACACCUAAAAUGCAAUGUUAAUUCAAAAAUUAUCUAUCUAUAUGAUGAUACAAAAAAAAAUUACCUGAAAUUAACAAUAAACCCAGCAAGCAUAUUGUCG